Messenger RNA from Penicillium olsonii, 867 nucleotides. The record is from the annotation of a GenBank genome assembly. NCBI's taxonomy places the organism in Eukaryota, Fungi, Ascomycota, Eurotiomycetes, Eurotiales, Aspergillaceae.
AUGAGUGACACCAAUGGCGGGGUGGACUAUGCUCUCUAUCGUUAUACUCCCUCAAUGCCUGCAGCGGUGAUAUUUGCAGUGAUAUUCGGCCUACUUGCGGCUAUACAUCUGCUCCAAUUGAUCAAGCAUCGCUCAUACUUCUUCGUCCCCUUCCUGAUCGGCCUUCUCUUGGAAUGCGCAGGAUACAUUGUGCGUAUCUUUUCUCACUUCGAUACCAAAGCGCUGGGCCCGUACAUUGUGCAAACUAUGUUGAUUCUCGUGGCGCCUCCUCUUUUCGCCGCAUCGAUCUACAUGACUCUCGGUAGAAUCAUUGUCAAACUUGGGACCGAGGAUAUGUCUCUCGUGCCAGUCAGGUUCCUGACCAAAAUAUUCGUGGUUGGGGAUGUGAUCUCCUUUUUGCUACAAUGUGGAGGUGGUGGAUACAUGGCUGCUGGAACUUUGUCUGCAAUGGACACGGGGGCCAAUAUAGUCAUCGGGGGUCUAGUUAUUCAACUGCUCUUCUUCGGAUUCUUCGUUGUUGUCUCGGCAAUUUUCCACUGGCGUGUGAAGAAGCGAUCAGAGUAUCGCCAACUCUCUCCAGCUGCGGACUCUCGGAGCCCGAAAACCAAGAUGACCUGGGAGUCUAUCAUGUGGGCACUCUAUAUUGCCUGCUUGCUUAUUCUUGUGCGGUCCAUCUUCCGUGUGGUGGAGUUUGUGGAAGGAAACGAUGGGUUCAUCAUGAGGAGAGAGUACCUUCUUUACAUUUUCGAUGCAUGUCUCAUGGCGUUGACCGGUGUUGUUUUGGGUCUUUGCCACCCUGGUUCUCUUUUGACGCAGGAUCGCAAGAGAGACUCUGAGAUGUCGCUCUACCCGAGCACUCACGGUUGA